CUGAGACUGCCCCUCCUUUCUCGCUUCCUUUUUUGGGCUUCUUACUCUGCACCUGGCUUCCCUUUCUGUCCCCCCCUCGCUUGCCCCUCACUUGCACUGCACAACACUUGUUGCUUGUAAUCUCUUCUCUGACGCGCUCCCCCUGCUGUCGGCAGGGGUCGGCGGAUUUCUCCAGAUGCAGCGGCUCCUUCUGGGCCGCCUAUGUGUGCGUUGCACAGGGAGAUCUCUGCGUCUUCGCGGUGUCAGACACGGUGGGGGUGGUGCCUAUGUGGCUCGCCCUGGGGGAGGGAUUCAUCUUGCUGUCUCCCUACUGGCCAUCAGAACAGGUACCACUGAGCAACCUGAGUUGCAACCUGCACCUGGCCAUCGGUUGGCGCCAGGCAUCUCCCAGGUUGAUGCACCAAUGGUCUGCUAGUGGUGGGUUAGAGGCUUCCAUGCCUGAUCACUUUUUUGGGCUACACGGGAGAAAGCUGGAGCUGGAGAUGGCUGAAGCCAAGAGAGGGGAAGAGGAGAUGACCCUUCAACUGCGCGAAGCUCUGAUCCAAGCAGUGCGACGAUGUGUCGCGGGGGAGGAACAUGUGGGACUUUUGUUCAGUGGUGGUUUAGACUCUGGGCUUCUUGCAUGGCUCUUUACGGAAGAACUUGCCCCAUGCAGAUGCUCGUGCUACACGGUGGGAUUUCACAUGGAGGAUAAGAAGAUCAAAAACAAGUAUGCGUAUCCGGAAGAUCUAUCCAUGGCAGAAGCAGCUGCGACUGAAAUGGCCAUGCCCUGGGAGGCUCAUGUAGUGGAUUUGAAGGAGGCAGAAGCGCUUCUUCUGCAAUGUGCUCCGGUAAUAGCAGAUUUGAACAGCGUCAAAGCUUCCGUCGGCAUGACUAUGCUCGCUGCCUGCCAAAUGGCUGCAAGGGAUGGCGUUCGAGUGGUUCUCAGUGGCCUAGGAUCCGAGGAGGCCUUCGCGGGGUACCAGCGCCACGCGCGUGCCUGUGAUGCUAGGGACGAGGCCACCAGCCGCGAUCGCACGCUGGGCCUGGCGCAGAUGUGGCACCGGGAUCUGCAACGGGACUUUGCGGUGGCGGCAUUGGCCAAGGUGGAGAUUAGAUAUCCAUUUCUUGAUUCCGAGCUCCUCUCCAUUGCUCUGAACCUUCCCAGCUCCUCUUCGCACCGAGAGCCCUCGGAAAGUCCCGAGCUCUGCGCUGCGGAUGGUGGCAAGGGCGCCCUGCGUCAGGUCGCCCGCAGUUUGAAGGCGCCCAAACGGAUCUCGGAACGGCGGAAACGCGCGGCGCAGUACGGGUCGCGGAUCUACAACGCACUGAAGAUUUUGUCCAAUGAAGCUGGAAAGCUGCAGGAAGAUUCCAGAUACCACCAGGCCAACUAUGUGAUGUCCGUGCCAGGAGCAUCACAUUCUCCUGUGGCCAUACUUUUUACAAGUGGGUAUCAUAGUAUCCAGGUCUACUGCUUGUUGCGAAGCUGGCGGUGUGAGAUUGCCUGCAUCAUUCCGCCUGACGAGGAGUCUGCUAAAGCACGGGCUGCACACUUUGCCCAAGACGUCCAGGUGCCGCUUCUGGAGAAAUCGGCGCCGUUGGGAUCGAAGGGCUAUGACAUGCCGGCCCUGAUUGACGCACUCAAAUCUGCCCGUGAGAACUUUGCUGUGGAGGUGGCGGCAUGUGGUCACGUUUGUGACUUGGAUCUCUGGGGUUCCUUUGCGGCUGCUUGUGAUUCUGCCAGCCUCCGAGCUUAUGCCCCUGAGUGGGGCUCCUGUCCUGCCUCCCAAUCCAGCAUGCGGCGCAUCGUGCAUGAUGGAACCGUCCUCCAGGUGAGGAAGUUUCCAGAUUCGGCCCUGGUCGGGUGCACUGUGGCGUCACCGCAAGAGGCAGAUCUUCUGUUGGACGCGUUGCGGAGGAAGUGUGGCCCAGAGGCCACAGAUGAUACGGACGCAGGACUGGUGGACUGCGACUUUGUUUCCAGUCCUUUCCUUCCAUGCGGAGUUCGGGACGUUACCGGAUCGAGCGUGGCGGUUGCAACUUCGUUGGAAGAGCAAGAAAACAGCUUCGCAAAUUGGUUGGGAUAA
Molecule: messenger RNA, 2066 nt
Organism: Cladocopium goreaui
Lineage: Eukaryota; Dinophyceae; Suessiales; Symbiodiniaceae
Source: the annotation of a GenBank genome assembly